This is a messenger RNA of Meira miltonrushii, 951 nucleotides long. RefSeq lists its product as uncharacterized. The record is from RefSeq and is a predicted model, not a curated record. The coding region runs from base 1 to 951 and encodes 316 amino acids. Lineage: Eukaryota; Fungi; Basidiomycota; Exobasidiomycetes; Exobasidiales; Brachybasidiaceae. The transcript has a single exon.
AUGAAUUUCGAGACUCAACGUCCACAGCACGGUGGCGUCAUGAUAGAGAAGCGGCAAGUAUCAAAAAGAACACGGCGAGAGCGGCUUCCAGGCAAGAACCAGAAGUAUUUAAGGGCAGUAAAAAACUUUUUUGAGAAAGAUGAUCUACACCUAGCCGAUGCAAUGGAACAGCAGAAGCUCAAGUUCCAAACAAUAGGACAGACGGACUCACACAGUUCGUCAGGUUUCGGUCAUGUGUCAGAUCCUCCUUCUCCCACUACACAAAAAGUGAAUGAGCUUGAAAUGCUUCUCAAUGCACCACCUUCUCCAAAAAUGUCACACCAGUCUCAAGGUGCAGCUUUUAGUCAACAUAAAAGUACGCUUCUGUCAACCUCGCCUAGGCAUUCCGAGAUGAAUCAAGUGAGCCCUCCAUCCGGAUCCGGAAAAGAAGCUCAACAUUCGCAACAUUCAGAGCAUUUAAUAGCAGCAUAUUCACCAAAGUCCCACUCUCGUACUUUUGCUUCAAUUACUACGCCGUUUUCGAAAGAGGUGAAAAGAAAUAACAAUGGUCGUAGACCAAAAGGGUACGAUUCAAAUGCCAACAAGAUCGCACUUUUUGCGGAGACAUUUCUAAAUCAUAAUAAAGCAGCAAGUCAAGAAGAUGCGAUCAGACUGGCGAAAGAGAAGCUAAGCGCAAUAAGAGAGCGAACUUCAAAUAAUUUGAAAAAUUGGAAACACAUUGCCAAAACGGAACCUUCAAAAGCUGGCGAAAUGAAAACCAACGUACCCAAGCAUUUACCAAUCAACCUUUACGUUUCAGCCAGAGCCCAUCAAUUGUAUCAUAGGGGUCAGUCAAAGGAUCUGGCAGAAGCUGAAAAGCUUGCGAAAGCAGAAUCGGUACAAUUUAGAGAAAAAAAGAGAAAACACAAUGCAAUAUAUGAAGAUAAACGCCGCCAAAAGAAACAAGCUUGA